UCUGGAGGGGAACUCAUCCAUCGCAGUCAGUUGACGUCUCACAGAAAAGAUCCCGAACACAUCGAUGCGAUAGAGGAUUUUGUUUUAAUCGAUUAAUCGUCGCUGGCUCGUGUUUUCCUCCCGACUCGGAGUCAUGGAGUUGUCCGAGCUACUGUACAACAAAGCGGAAUACAUCGAGACGGCUUCCGGUAACAAAGUGAGCAGACAGUCGGUUCUGUGCGGGAGUCAAAACAUCGUCCUCAAUGGGAAAACCAUUGUCAUGAACGACUGCAUCAUCAGGGGAGACCUGGCUAACGUCCGGGUGGGCAGACACUGCGUGGUGAAAAGCCGGAGUGUGAUUCGACCGCCUUUCAAAAAGUUCAGCAAAGGAGUGGCGUUCUUCCCGCUGCACAUUGGAGACCACGUCUUCAUCGAGGAGGACUGCGUGGUCAACGCAGCUCAGAUCGGUUCCUAUGUCCACAUCGGCAAGAACUGUGUCAUAGGCCGUCGCUGUGUGCUGAAGGACUGCUGCAAGAUCCUAGACAACACUGUGCUUCCUCCUGAGACCGUGGUGCCGCCUUUCACCGUCUUCUCCGGAUGCCCAGGUCUUUUUUCAGGAGAGCUCCCAGAGUGCACGCAGGACCUGAUGAUUGAUGUCACCAAGAGCUACUACCAGAAGUUCCUGCCUCUCAGUCAGAUCUGAGACACACACUGGAAACCCUCAGCAGGGUCCAGUCCCUUCCCGUCAGGGCUGGGUCCUGACUGUCAGACUGAAAUGGACUUUGAGUGCUCACCUUCUGUUCGUCAUCUCCUCGGAUGUCUGGAGCUUCUCCGAUGAAGGAAAAACAAUUGGUCCUGUUUAGAUAUAUGAUGUGUGUGGAAAGCUCGUAAUUAAAGGAAUAUGGUAAAGCUGCAGGAGGCGGUUUGUGUGUUUGCAGCUCCAGAUUGACAGUCUGUUGAAUUUGGAAAGACAAUGGGUUGUUAUGAAACUGCAAACCACACGCUCUUGUUUACCUCCCCAGCUUGUCUGAGAUAAAAACUCCUCAGUAUUUUUCUGUUUCCUAUAAAUGCUUUGCUCUUCACAAGUUAUUUUUUGGUUAUUUAUGAUAUUUCUCCAGGUCGGUGUGCUCACAGAAACCCAGAGAAAGAAAGACGCCCUUGUGUGGGAAGUUGUCGCUCUUUGUCAGCGGCAGUGGGUGAAGAUGUGGAGGAGCUGGAAAGAAUAGAAGGUGAAGGGUGGAGGUGUUUGAAGGAUGUGGGAACACAGCUUGUAAGAUACUGUAAAACAUCAAUGGACCAAAGCAGCAGCAGCUGUGUUUGAGAAGGUCGACUGUACAGGUGCAUUAUUCAUAGCCACAGAUCAGAAGCACACUGUUUAAGUCACUGUCAUUUUAUUUUUAAUGUUGAAGAACAUGUUUAUUUGCUCUCACCUUCCACGUAAUUUGUCAUUCUUUAAUAUGACGUGAGAUUUUACUUCAAUGUAUGAUUCAACUUCAAAAAAUCAAGUGUUGCUGUUGAAGUCUGGCUCCUGUGUGCUUUGCCUCUGUCACUUCCUGUGAGCGAUACCACAGCCAGAGCCGUCAACUCAAAUAGUGAAGCAUAUAAAUAAAUAGAAAUGCUUUAAAAAUCUG
Platichthys flesus (European flounder) is the source of this 1610-nucleotide messenger RNA. It is a transcript of the gene dctn5, whose product is annotated as dynactin 5. The transcript has 6 exons. Bases 134 to 682 code for a protein of 182 amino acids. NCBI's taxonomy places the organism in Eukaryota, Metazoa, Chordata, Actinopteri, Pleuronectiformes, Pleuronectidae. The record is from RefSeq and is a predicted model, not a curated record.